AUGUCUUCUCACUCUACUUCUGCGUCUUCCACUGCCGCUGCCAACCAGGCUCUCAUAGCUCUUGUAGCCCGGCUCACUGAGAUGGUUGAAGACAUUAUCUGGUUGCCAUCGCAAGAGGAAAAAAUGGAGUUGAGCCGGAAGAUUGCUCGCGAAGUGAAUGACGCGAUUCGCGCCUAUGGGAAGGAGGCUUCCUAUGUCCCCCCUGGCCUGCUGUCACUUGCAGCAGAGAUCCUUCGCGCUCAGAGGCGCACCACACAAUUGGUGGAAAUACCAGAUUGGACCUGUCUUGGGCACAAUCAGGACAUGUGCAUGAAGCACCCAUUGUACAGUAAGACAUUGGGUGAUGUACCACCUAUUGCGCCUGCAGCUCCUGCAACUGCACCAGUGCCCCGGCACCUGUGCCACAUGUCAGCAUUCGCAUGCCCAGACAUGCAGCAUCCGGUGAGCCUGCACCGGCAGGGCCGUCGAAAACACGGAAACGUCGACCUCAGUACCAGCCCUCCUUUGCCUCGUGCCAACCGGUCCCAGAAGCCUGUCAUCAAGUCGAAGGAGAUCUUGUCCGACACUGACACUGACACUGAGAAGGUGAAGGGGAAGGGGAAGGCCAAGGCCAAGGCACCGGAAGUUGACGGCGAUGAGGAUGACGACUUCAUUGAUGUCGAUGAUCUUCCGGACGUCGAGCCCCAGAAAUCAACAUGCAAGGCUGUCAUCCCUGCAAAAAAGCCGGGCACACUGAAGGCAAGUCAGUUGGUUGUGAGUGAGGGCGAUGAAGAAGUAGAUGAAUUGGAGGAGGAUGAAGAGGCACAAGGCAGAUCAAAGGCAAGCCACUGUACGACCAGGGAAGCGACAAAAACUGGUAGGAUUUGCAUUCCAUCCAGUUCCAAGGGCAAGGGCACCAGCAGGAAAGCCAAGGUCCAAGAACAGCCCCCCACUGACGGUUCUCUGCCGCCUUGUGACAGAUGCCGGGCGAAGAAGGUGGAGUGUUGCCCCCGGUUGACGAAGAAAGGCGAUGUCGCCUCGACUUGCUCGUUGUGCCACCUCUGGAAGAUGGCAUGCAUCCGGACCAAUACAGCGAGCGCCACCAUUGCCCCCACCACCAACACUGCACCCCCUGUGGCCGCAGUCACCACUCACUCUAAGACGACCCGGUCCAAAGCCACCGGAAAAAAGAUGGGGCAGAAAAUCUAA
Suillus subalutaceus is the source of this 1188-nucleotide messenger RNA. RefSeq lists its product as uncharacterized. The transcript has 8 exons. The record is from RefSeq and is a predicted model, not a curated record. Bases 1 to 1188 code for a protein of 395 amino acids. Lineage: Eukaryota; Fungi; Basidiomycota; Agaricomycetes; Boletales; Suillaceae.